UUUUUUGUCCUUUUUUUUUCUUCGUCUUCAUCUAACGUCUCAAAGUCGAUUUAUCACUUUUGAUGCUUUUUCCUUUUUCAGAUUUACAUACAUGUUAGAUUGUUAUGCAUCUUUGUCCUUCGAGACCCUGUUUUGAGUUCUUGGUUUUGUUUGGUUCAUGCAUGCACCUAUUGCUGUGUUACUAGUAUGCUCAAAAUUAUUUGAAAAACAGACCAUUACAGGGAUGAUUUGUCAUAAACCUUUUUCUUUCGUAAUUGUGCUAGAUCUGAUCGCAUAAUGACCGACAAUGGCAAUGGUCAAAUAAUGAGACUGAACCUCAGCAAUCCUUCCAGUGAAUUUACUCGCAGGAAAAAUUGGUCACAAAGCAUACUAGACGCUCUGCGCGAUGUAAUUCAUGUAAUGACAGCUGAUAUGCGUCUCAUUUAUUGUUCAGAUGCUUCGAGCGAGUUCCUAGGUUACAAACCAGCAGAACUAAUCAACCGCACAUUUACUGAAUUUCUACAUGUCGAUGAUGUUGAUAUGUUUGCUCGUGAAUAUAGAAACGCUAAGAAUACUAUGCAAAAUUUCGUUUGCACGUACAGGUUUUUGCGUAAAGACGGCAAGUACACAACGCUAGAGUCAAGAGGCAAGUUUCACAAAAACUCAUUCUUUGGAAACGCACGAAAGGUCCCCUCAAACGUUGCCCGAUCUAUGGACACUUUUUUGGAACUUAAAUUGGAAAAUGAAAAGUUAAUGAACCAACUUUCACUUCUAAGAGCUCAACGUAAAUUAUCAAGAACAUCCGAAACUUCUAGCGAUCAUACACCCUCAAGUACAUCAUUAACCACAGGAAGCACAGAUGGAGGAGGAGAUGAUUCCAGCGACGAUUUUGACGAUUUCAAUAUACCCUUAAACCCACCCAAUGUUUAUGCACAAGGUGUUAACGCUUCGUCUGAUGCAAAUGAAAGCUUAGCCAUGUUCACUGGUUUACGAUAUGAUUUGGGAGAAAGAUCACACGGUAUCUCACUGGGUUUAGACGCGGAAUUGAUAAAUGUACCUCCGAACCACUUCUCCUCGCUUCCCAUUGUGAUGAACAAUUCUGAUAUUGUAACGAUAAACUCAUCCUCGCAAGACAAACAUCGAGGGAAGAAGAAACGCGUUGAAAAACCAGUAGGAAUGAGGAUAUGUACGGAUUGUGGAACGACUGAAUCACCUGAAUGGAGAAAGGGCCCCAAGGGACCGAAAACCUUGUGCAACGCUUGUGGUUUACGUUGGUCCAAAACUCAAAAGAAGGCUGAAGCCACUAGGUAAAGUUUAGAGAAUGCUUUCUUACAAUAAACCAUUGAUUGUCUGUGCUGUAAUAAUCGGUUCGGGUGUUUCAGCUUUUUUUUUUUUUGUUUUUGU
Molecule: messenger RNA, 1383 nt
Organism: Mycotypha africana
Lineage: Eukaryota; Fungi; Mucoromycota; Mucoromycetes; Mucorales; Mycotyphaceae
Exons: 4
Coding region: 277-1290 (337 amino acids)
Biological process (GO): regulation of DNA-templated transcription
Molecular function (GO): protein binding; zinc ion binding; sequence-specific DNA binding
Source: RefSeq, a predicted model, not a curated record